This is a messenger RNA of Suillus subaureus, 2001 nucleotides long. RefSeq lists its product as uncharacterized. Bases 265 to 1812 code for a protein of 515 amino acids. Lineage: Eukaryota; Fungi; Basidiomycota; Agaricomycetes; Boletales; Suillaceae. The record is from RefSeq and is a predicted model, not a curated record. The transcript is spliced from 3 exons.
AGCUCAUUGAGAGUCUACGCAGUUUCUUCCUCUUUAUUACUACUAGGUAUUAGUCACGGUCUGCGAACGAUUGGAGUUGCGUAUGUAACAUUAUGUAAGCUUUACUUACUAUGUACAAGGAUUAUCAUAUGGCCAUGAUCAAGUUGUAUCUCGUGUCGAGUCACUGGCCUGUUUCCGGAUCUUGACACAGCAAAGACAUUUGAUUCAAGCCCUGAUUACCGAACACUUUGUCACUAAGUUGUGUGCAUUCCAAGUCGGACACAGAUGCACUUCUGGAUCCCCGAAGUUGUGCAGCUUAUUUUCGAAUAUGUCUAUGAUCCCGGUCAAACGAAAGAGGACAGCGAGGGUCGCGUCACGGUUGCCAACUUAGCACGAACAUGUCAAGCAUUUAAAGACCCUGCCCUGGAUGUCCUGUGGGCUCAGCUCCACUCUUUGGACGCACUCGUUAUCUGUUCUGGUGGAAGGCGAGUCUUCAGCGAUAGCCAAGCAAUCUGGGAGCGUCCAUUGUACGAUGCGGACUGGCGCAUUCUCGCGAGUUAUGCGAAACGUGUCCACACACUGACAGUCUCACCUCAAUCGGAUACAUGGGAUAUCAGCACCAUGCAUAUUCUAAAUUGUUUUCCUCUUCCAGGAGCGCUCCUUCCGAGCCUCACAGAGUUGAAUUGGCUGUCCGAUCGUGAAGACUUCUUCCCCUUCUUACAUUGUUUCUGUGGUCCCACUUUGAAAACCCUCACGCUCUCACCCGUAGCGUGGGGUGUCCGCAAAUGCAUCGCCGUUGCAUCGCUUGCGCCGUCGUGUCCUUCUCUCUCGAAUCUGAUAUGCCUUGGCGCGGAUGAUUCGUCGAUGCAAGCAAUCAGCGAGGCAGUUAUGGGCUGGAAGAAACUUAAAACAUUGGGGGCUGGUCCUGUGAACGAACAGGCUUUGACGCAUGUCGCCUCCUUGCAGACUCUCCAAUCGUUGCGUUUCUCUGCUUUAUCAGAGCUAACACCCCGCGUAUUGGAAUUUUCCUCUCCCCGUGCCUUCAUAGAGAUCGUAGCUCUCACACCCUCAUCCUUGCAAGCAUUCAUGCAAAACGUCCAUUUCUCGAUUCAAUGUUUGUACCUUCGCUGCUCGCUCUACGAUGACGUUUUCCCCCACGGUUUCUUCACGCACUUGAAAAUAUGCGUAGUACAUCCCGAGAAACUUACACAGUUGUCGUUGAUCGUUGAAACGAUAUCAAGCGAGGAUAUUGGCCACGAAUCGAUCGUCCUCACCUCCUUCAUGUUGCAUCCGCUCCUAUCAUUCAAGGGGCUCAAUCACUUGGAUCUUGGGCAUUUAUGCACAGCGCAUAUGGAUGAUACCUUUCUUAGCAAGUUGGCUCUGGCUUGUCCAGGCCUAAAGGAACUCUACUUGGGUAACCGGGGGGCCUGGCUCAUUGCUCCGUCGCUGACCUUUGAAGGAAUCAUAUCUCUCUUGAAGCGCUGCCACCAGUUGUCCUCUCUCGGGGUUUUCUUCAACGCUACUCUCGAAAGUGACGCCGUACACGCGGCCCCGGUCGACGCUAUCAGUCCAAAAAUCAAAAACUUUCUUGUCGGAGUAUCCCCCAUCGAUGACGCCGUAAAGGUCACAGCUUUCCUGUCCUUUCUAUUUCCCAGUGCCACUGGCGUCAGACAUUGCAUUCCUGAUAAAGCGCCUGAGGAACUUCACGGAAGGCUGAAAAAGUGGGGGUCAGUAAGUAAGAUGUUUAGGAUAUUUGUCUCAGCUCGGAAGCAGAGUUGGGAGCGAGGCUGGGCGGAGGGAAAGGCUGCGGUUGAGAAGAUCCCAAUGGCGUAAAUAUUGAUUAUGUGUACUGAACAAUCGUUCUCCCUACCUCGUAGAAAUGCUACACGUCACAUCGGGAUAUCCAGAGCGAAAGCUGUAAAUGUGCAUGAUAUCAUUCCCCGCGAGUAGAUACUAGAGCGAUACCAGAGUAUUCGGCUUUCCACGCUUCAUUAAUCCCAUCGAAUAAUCAUUAAAACGUCU